AUGUUGUGUUGUGGUGGUGGUGAAGAGGAAAACUUUGGCCAACCUCUCCAUCCAUCAGUUCCUCCUCCAAGUCGAAAUGCUCCCGGGAAUGAUAGAGAGCCAAGAACAUCAAAUGCUGUCAAAACUGGACCAGCACAAACAGUAUUACCAAUUGAAGUUCCGGCAAUUCCGUUAGCGGAAUUGAACAAGUUAACACACAAUUUCAACCAGAAAGCUUUUGUCGGUGAAGGUUCGUAUGGCCGGGUUUAUCAAGCAACACUUAGCACCGGACAACAUGCCGCGAUUAAGAAACUCGACCUUAAUGCCUCACAAGAAUCUGAUAGUGAGUUUGCAGGACAGCUCUCAUUGAUUUCAAGACUCAAACAUGAAUACUUUGUCGAGUUAUUAGGCUAUUGUUUGGAGGCGAAUAACCGGAUUUUAAUAUACGAAUUCGCGACCAAUGGUUCACUGCAUGAUAUAUUACAUGGGAGGAAAGGAGCACAAGACGCGAAUCCUGGCCCUAUUUUGAGCUGGAAUCAAAGAGUGAAAAUUGCUUAUGGUGCUGCAAGAGGCCUUGAAUAUCUUCAUGAAAAAGUACAACCACCGAUCGUCCAUCGGGAUAUUCGAUCAAGCAAUGUUCUUUUAUUCGACGAUUUCUUGUCGAAAAUAUCUGACUUUAAUCUGACAAGCCAGUCACCCGACGCAGCUUCCCGUCUUCAUUCUAGCCGUGUUUUAGGCACUUUCGGUUAUCAUGCACCAGAGUAUGCAAUGACUGGACAAUUGAACCAGAAAAGUGAUGUGUAUAGCUUUGGAGUUAUACUUCUUGAAUUAUUAACAGGAAGAAAGCCAGUAGAUCAUACAAUGCCUAAAGGACAACAAAGUCUUGUCACUUGGGCAACACCAAGAUUAAGUGAAGAUAAAGUUAAGCAAUGUGUUGAUCCAAAAUUAAACAAUGAAUACCCACCAAAAGCAGUUGCAAAGAUGGCAGCAGUAGCAGCAUUAUGUGUUCAAUACGAAGCCGAUUUCCGACCGAACAUGACGAUCGUCGUCAAGGCUCUGCAACCUCUGCUUAAUUCUAAAGCAGGCCCAGCCUCCGCCGCCGCCGCAGCCUCCGCCGUCGGUGGCGGGCGCUGAACUCUAACUCCGGCAAGGCCGCAGAGGUGGAGGAAGAAAGAGAAGAGAGAGGAGAAGACGGCUCUGAGAACGGCCCCACGUCGAGGGAUGAGCCGAGGUUGGACUCGCCGGUGAUGUCGCCGGAGUCCGGCCACUCUAGCUCCUUCUCCGGCCAUC
Dioscorea cayenensis subsp. rotundata (Guinea yam) is the source of this 1269-nucleotide messenger RNA. Its product is annotated as probable protein kinase At2g41970. The transcript is spliced from 8 exons. Lineage: Eukaryota; Viridiplantae; Streptophyta; Magnoliopsida; Dioscoreales; Dioscoreaceae. Bases 1 to 1113 code for a protein of 370 amino acids. The record is from RefSeq and is a predicted model, not a curated record. Gene Ontology annotation, molecular function: ATP binding; protein tyrosine kinase activity. Gene Ontology annotation, biological process: protein phosphorylation.